AUGAAAGAUAGUAUUAGGUGCAUAGAAAAGGAGAGAGAAGCUCUUCUCAAGUUCAAAGAUGAGCUUAUUGAUGAACAUGGCCGACUCUCUUCUUGGGGAAAUGAAAAAUAUAAAAAGGAUUGUUGCAAAUGGAGUGGUGUCUUUUGUGAUAACCAAACUAAUCAUAUUGUUGGGUUGGAUAUUGGAAAUCCAUAUGAAACUACGCCUCUAAGAGGGGAAGUGUCUUGCCCUGCAUUAUCUUCCUCGUUAGAAGUCUUAGAUCUUUCUAAUAAUACGUUUAAUGGUACCAUGUCUCAAUGCAUAGGAAGCCUUUCCAAACUCGAAGUUUUGUUUCUUGGUUCAAACAACUUUGAAGACAUAAUCACUGAAUCCUAUUUCUUUAAUGUUUCCCAAUUACAAUUUUUGCAGUUGUCUUACAACCCAGGUAUCUCGUUCAAUAUCAGUUCAGGAUGGAAUCCUCCUUUUCAAGCGACAAAUGUAUAUUUAGCUGGUUGCAAAGUAGGCCCACAUUUUCCCACAUGGCUUAGAACACAAACGAGAUUAGAGUAUCUUGAUAUCUCUAAUGCUGAAAUUUCGGACACGUUCCCUGAUUGGUUUUGGGAGCUGAGUCCAAAAUUAUCAGGAUUAAUUGUAUCACAUAACAAUUUUCAAGGUGUCCUUCCUGAUUUGUCGUCGAAGUUCUCCACUUUCGGUACCAUAGAUCUGAGCUUUAAUCAUUUUAAUGGUUCAUUACCAAUUUUGCCUCAUAAUGGAUCGGUACUGGAUUUGUCGAGUAAUGAGUUUUCUGGGUCCAAUGAGUUCUUUGGUAGUAUUCCUUCAAAUUUGUGUCAUCUUGCACACUUACAAGUGUUGGACUUUUCUUUAAACAAGAUUUCUGGUGGUAUACCAAAAUGCCUGAACAAUCUCACUGCUAUGAUUCAAGUGGGUUCUGCGUUUGAUAGGUCAUUUCUUCUUCAAUACAGUGAAGGCUUCGAGAGUGCAUUUCUAACAUGGAAAGGAAAGGAGGCCGAGUACAUAAAUACUCUUAAUCUGGUGAAACUCAUUGAUCUUUCAUGCAACAAUUUAGAAGGUGUUGUUCCUGAUGAAAUUACCAGUCUUGUAAUGCUUGUUGGAUUGAACCUUUCAAGAAACAACCUAUCUGGAUUCCUUCCUACAAAUAUUGGACAAUUAAGAUUGUCAUACAAUAACUUGUUGGGCAAAAUUCCAAAAAGCAUUCAUUUACAAACUUUCAAUGACUCUGCAUUUGAGGGAAACCCUGGACUUUGUGGCCUUCCACUUACAAAAGUUUGUCCAGGAGAUGAAAAUGCUCAAGUCCCGAAGAUCAAUGAAAAUGCUGAUGGGAUGAAAAACCCAGAGGAGGAGGACGAGCUAAUCAAUGAAGGAUUUUACAUCAGUAUAGCAGUUGGGUUCGUUUUUGGAUUUUGGGGAGUAUGUGGAACUUUAAUAGUCAAUGACUCGUUAAGGAUUGCAUUUUUCAAGUUGUGGAAUUGCGUAAUGGAUUGGGUGUACAUAAAGAUAGCCAUCAGCAAAAUCCGACUUAGAGAAGCAUGUCACAAAUUUGUAAAAUUUUAG
This is a messenger RNA of Fraxinus pennsylvanica, 1572 nucleotides long. The record is from the annotation of a GenBank genome assembly. Lineage: Eukaryota; Viridiplantae; Streptophyta; Magnoliopsida; Lamiales; Oleaceae.